CUCUUUGCGCUUUCGUGUGUAAGGCGAACAGAGAUAGCCAUAAGGAUUUGAAUUGCUGGUUAAGAGCGCGACUCUUCGGAGAGAAUAGAACUUUGAAAUCCUAUCUCAGCUUGAACUGCGAAUCGCAGCUCGGCUACAACUAGCAGAAUCUGCCAGCGUUCAUUCUCUUUGGAUUGUGCCCUCCGUACGGUUAGGAAGCUCGCGGCCUUUGUACCUCUGCGCCUGUCGAUCAGUGUGUGUGUGAAGCUAGCAAAAAAAAAUCUAAAAAUGUCGGGCAAGAAAGCUGAUCCAUACGGAUUCGCCAAGGAUUUUCUGGCCGGCGGUAUCUCCGCUGCCGUUUCCAAAACGGCAGUAGCCCCAAUUGAACGUGUCAAGCUGUUACUGCAGGUGCAGGCUGCCUCUAAACAGAUUACCGUCGAUCAGCAGUACAAAGGUAUCGUCGAUUGCUUCGUUCGCAUACCAAAGGAACAAGGUGCGCUAGCUUUCUGGAGAGGUAACCUUGCCAAUGUGAUCCGGUAUUUCCCAACCCAGGCGCUAAACUUCGCCUUUAAGGAUGUCUACAAACAGAUCUUUUUGGGAGGUGUCGACAAAAAUACCCAGUUCUGGCGAUACUUCUUGGGAAAUCUCGGAUCGGGUGGUGCAGCAGGUGCCACAUCGCUCUGCUUCGUCUACCCACUCGAUUUUGCCCGUACUCGUCUCGGUGCGGACGUUGGUCGUGGGGCUGGUCAACGUGAAUACACUGGCCUGUUGGAUUGUCUGAAGAAGACCGUUAAAUCGGACGGUAUCGUUGGUCUGUACCGUGGCUUCAACGUUUCGGUACAAGGUAUCAUUAUCUAUCGUGCUGCCUACUUCGGCUGCUUCGAUACCGCAAAGGGAAUGCUGCCAGAUCCGAAGAAUACCUCCAUCUUCGUUUCAUGGGCCAUCGCUCAGGUUGUCACGACAGCAUCCGGUAUCAUCUCGUAUCCAUUUGACACCGUCAGAAGACGUAUGAUGAUGCAGUCUGGUCGUGCCAAGUCCGAAAUCAUGUACAAGAAUACUUUGGACUGCUGGGUCAAGAUCGGAAAACAGGAAGGCUCGAAAGCUUUCUUCAAGGGAGCUUUCUCAAACAUCCUUCGUGGUACUGGUGGUGCGCUGGUGCUUGUGUUCUACGAUGAGCUCAAGGCUUUGAUGGGUUAGGUUUAAGGCUAGCGAAAAACACACACAGCUGAAAAACUUCUAAAUCAAUUUAAGUGAAAAAAGCAGUAAAACAGUAAAAGUUAUUUAUUCAAAGUAAGAAAGAAACUCACAGACAAAAUCGCAAAUUGUGUUAGAAGUGACCAGUUCAGAAAUGAUAUUUCAAACUAAUAGGACAACAAGGUUGAUAAUGAUGUAAUACAUACAUUGAGACGAACAACGGUGCAAGUUUAUUUCAGAAGGAAACAGAUGACGACAACAGUACACAUUCCGUAUUUCCACACCAUCACACGGGUAAUGUGAAUAUGUGAUUUUGUUAUAUGAUGUCAUUUCAACCUAUAGCCCAAGUCUAGCAUGCAACCGAACUCGCGUCUCGAGUCAAACUAAAUGCGUUUUUAUUACUAUCACCAAUAAAAAACGCAGCGCCAUUUGGUGCAACUUUGCCGAUUGUUAAAGUUGCACAUAGUUUAACCGCAAUGCAACCAUGUGUAAAAUUAGCUUACAAUUCGAAGAUCGAUCAAUAAACAGGAAUAGAUACCUACAACUUGUGACGAAAUAA
This is a messenger RNA of Wyeomyia smithii (pitcher-plant mosquito), 1732 nucleotides long. RefSeq names its product ADP,ATP carrier protein 1. Gene Ontology annotation, biological process: mitochondrial ATP transmembrane transport; mitochondrial ADP transmembrane transport. NCBI's taxonomy places the organism in Eukaryota, Metazoa, Arthropoda, Insecta, Diptera, Culicidae. Gene Ontology annotation, molecular function: ATP:ADP antiporter activity. Bases 268 to 1176 code for a protein of 302 amino acids. The record is from RefSeq and is a predicted model, not a curated record. Gene Ontology annotation, cellular component: mitochondrial inner membrane. The transcript is spliced from 3 exons.